Molecule: messenger RNA, 1348 nt
Organism: Spizellomyces punctatus DAOM BR117
Lineage: Eukaryota; Fungi; Chytridiomycota; Chytridiomycetes; Spizellomycetales; Spizellomycetaceae
Exons: 2
Coding region: 261-1145 (294 amino acids)
Source: RefSeq, a predicted model, not a curated record
UAAAUUUCUACUAUUGCAACAGGUUGCUAGUGACAUGGAAAAAGGAACGUUUCAACGGGUUUUUUGUUGCUUUUGAGCAAAUCCUGCAUGGCUUGUAGUGUCCAAAACGUUGUCGCAGUUGCAGAUCCACCGCGGAAAGCGAUGACUGCCUGUCUUUUGUGCCUUUGUAUCAAUUUGUUCCGCGGUAAAAGAGUAGUGGUUAGCCAAGAGCUUUGCAGCACCAUCAUUGCUGAAACCCGCAAGAUGUGAUCAUUAAUAGGAUGAUAGUCUCGUGUUUGGAGGAUUUCCGCGGACAGGAAAUAAGCAGAGGAGAAAAGACGCCAAGAAGCUCCAAUUCUAAAUCCUAUAAGAGCACGGCACCUCGCAGCAAAGUACCGUUUCUUGGUAUCCUCGAGCACGACUACACAACAAGAAAGACAAUGUACAAGCUUCUUUUACUUCUCUCCACUGCAGCGCUCGUCAGCGCGCACGGCCAGCUCAAAGAACCUGCGCCCCUUUCUAAUAAGUUUGUCCGAAUCGGUGCAGACUGUGGUAAAGGUGCUGAUCUCGCUGCCGCAAAGGCUACUGGAAACUUUCAAGCUGGACAGGAAGCGACUGUCAAAUGGUUCAUCUUGAACGGUGAUGGUGGAGGUCCACUCCAAGUCGGAUUCGACACUACCGGAAAGGGCACAUCGUUCGAUGUCAAGGCCGCCAUCACCCAAGACGCACCCGGCCAGAAUAGGAAAGCACCCAAGGGCACGACAAAGCAAGCCCAUGACGUUAAAUUCACCGUUCCCGCCGACUUGAAUUGCCCCGAUACCGGAUGCGUCAUGCAAAUCAAGCAAGCUGGCAAUGGAAACGGAUUCGGAUCUUGUGCCCUUGUCAAUGUUAACGGUGGUGCCGGCGGUAAUGCCGCUGGGGAGGCUAAAGCAGUAGCAGCCGCGACGGCUGAAGAUGGAGCGGCUGCCGCAAAGGGCAAAGACGCUGCUGGCGACGCAAAGGGCAAAAAGGCUGCGGGUGACGCUAAAGGGAAAAAGGCAAAGGGUGCCGACAAGAAGGCCGCAAAGGCCAAGAAUGCGGCUGCCAAGAAGGCUGCUGCCAAAGCCAAGAAGGGAGCCAAAAAGGACGCCGCGGCCGCCCGUCGAUUUCGUCACCGUGCCCAAUAAUCAUCUACGAAUCGCUUGAAUGCCUAGAGAUCUGGUGCAGUCUGUAUUUAUCUUGUACAAAGAAGCAAGUCCCCACGCAAACACUGUGGGUGGAUGUUGCGGAUUUCUGUAAACAAUGUUGAAGUAUAUAUAUAUAUAUAUGAAAAAUACCAGCAUACUUUGCAAUGAUGUUUUGCUCAGUGCAAUAUUAUGCUACUACUAGG